Molecule: messenger RNA, 1104 nt
Organism: Closterium sp. Naga37s-1
Lineage: Eukaryota; Viridiplantae; Streptophyta; Zygnematophyceae; Desmidiales; Closteriaceae
Source: the annotation of a GenBank genome assembly
GUGUUUCUGUGCUACGGUCGGUUCAUAUUCGGUCCCGAUUUCCGUUCGCUGGUGAUCUCGUUCCUGCUCAUCCUUAUACCGGGGAUACUCUUCUGCGUCUUCGUGGCCGCGCAGCUUCCUGGGAAGAUUCCCGGAGGCAUCGUCGUGCUUCCCGUCGCGAUUUGCUACUUAGCAUGGAACCUCUUCAUUCUGGUAUUUACAGCGUGCAGAGAUCCAGGCAUCGUGCCUCGCAACCUCGUCCCGCCUGACCCUGAUCCGGACAUGCUAGAAGCCAUGCGCGUGGAGGGAGGGGGGCUUGCGAGGGGGGGAAGGUUCAGCCCGCCCAGAACCAAGGACAUGGAGAUCAAUGGGUUCCGUGUGAAGGUUAAAUACUGCGACACGUGCCUGCUGUACAGGUGGGUGUGUGUUUGCAUUGCAAUUCAGGUGCGUGCAUGGGAUGGGUGCGUGCAUGGGAUGGGUGCGUGCAUGGGAUGGGUGCGUGCAUGGGAUGGGUGCGUGGGGCCACAGACUGACCCCCCCGCUGCUCGCACUGCAGCGUGUGCAACAACUGUGUGGAACGACCCCCCCGCUGCUCGCACUGCAGCGUGUGCAAUAACUUGGGCAGGUAAGGUGAGGGAGGAGAGGGAGGGGCAGUGCAUAGGUAAGGUGAGGGAGGAGAGGGAGGGGCAGUGCAUAGGUAAGGUGAGGGAGGAGAGGGAGGGGCAGUGCAUAGGUAAGGUGAGGGAGGAGAGGGAGGGGCAGUGCAUAGGCCCUCUGCCCUCACAGUCCGUCUCCCCUUAUUCCUUUUCUCCCAACACCACGCCCCCCCACACACCACCCUUCUCCCCUUACCAGCGCAACUACCGGUUCUUUUACAUGUUCACCACCACCACAACCCUUCUCUGCCUCUUCGUAUUCGCCAUCAGCACGCUCCUCAUCGCCCUACUCGUGAAUAACACUUACGAGCCGGGAGGGCAGCCUAGAACGCUGUGGGAGGCCAUGGGGAAGGCACCAGUGGCGGUGAUUCUGAUGGUGUACACCUUUAUAGUGGUGUGGUUCGUGGGGGGGCUUACGGCCUUUCACACCUUUCUCUCAGCCACCAACCAGGUGAGCAUUGUGUGUUGA